AUGGGCAAAGGAAGCAAUGCUUGUAAAAGAAACCAGGCUAGGGAAAGAAAAAAUGUAGAAGUUAAAGGAGGAAAAUCUCAAUUAAAAGCAAACAAGGAAGCUUUAAAUGUAACUUGCAAGGUAUGCUAUACUGUUUUUAUGCAGACACAAAGUAUUUCACAACUAGCCGAACAUGCAGAAAAUAAACAUAAUAAGGAUGUUAAAGAAUGCUUUCCACAAAAAUUUAUAGAUACAUAA
Molecule: messenger RNA, 237 nt
Organism: Plasmodium reichenowi
Lineage: Eukaryota; Apicomplexa; Aconoidasida; Haemosporida; Plasmodiidae
Product: conserved protein, unknown function
Exons: 3
Coding region: 1-237 (78 amino acids)
Source: RefSeq, a predicted model, not a curated record